Porites lobata is the source of this 26318-nucleotide messenger RNA. Lineage: Eukaryota; Metazoa; Cnidaria; Anthozoa; Scleractinia; Poritidae. The record is from the annotation of a GenBank genome assembly.
CAAGUACCUGCGCAAUCGUUGAAGUACGCCAAAAUGGCGGCUUCAGGGAGCGUCUCACCUCGUGUUUUAACGUAUUCCAUUCACAAGUGUUCCAGCCAUUCUUCCAAUUAUCUACCAACGUAAGACCUCGUGUAUGCUUUGUUCUUUAAUUUGCUGGCAUCUUUCUUUGGUGUCAGGAGGUAAUGUCGGAGGUAUUUUGCAUUUUGUACAGGAAUAUUCUCGUGGAUAAACCUAAUGACCAGUCAUCACGAUGGUCCUCAGACAGUAACUCUCCACCUCAGGUGCAAUUUUAUUACAUUUAAAGUACUUGUUCCGUCCUCUAAAUACACCCUUCAUUGCUAACAAAACUUCAAGACUUUUAAGUGUUAGAUAUGCAGGGAAACAAAGAGUGCACCCAACAAGCUAAGCAUAACAAUUUUAAAGCACCAUCCGCCUGGACUAAAAACAAUUAUAAAGAUGUCAUAACAUUCGUUUAGGCUGCAUGGGUGUACAUGUUUAUGGAUUGGCCUAUGGUGAAGGAGAAAGUUGCCGAUUAUAGGAAUAGUUCAUGGUCCUUGUUACUGUAAUGGAAGCCAAAUAUUUUCUCACCUGGUCCCCCUAGUAUUCUUUGAGGGUUAGAUUUCCACUAGUCUCCCUCACAGCCGUUUUUGUCAUGUACACUAUGCUCCUCCCCAACAAAUGGCCGCUUACAUUUAAACCACAAUCCCUUCCCAAUUUGAGCCAAUCACAGCUAUGGUUCUAUUUUUCUGGAACGGUUUUGCGCCAGAUAGUCUUUUUACAUGCCUUCCAAUCAUAGCCUGCAUUCUAUCGUAUCAUGUUUGGUGCCAAGUUGUCUCCCAGAAAGCCAUGUUUAUAUUUGUCUCAUUACGUACAUUACUUUUUGUUUUGAAUAAAACAGACUCGAAAUUGCUGCAAGUUGACUACUUAUCCAGUGUAAGAAUUGAAACUGAUGUCCACUUAAAGCAGUAUUUGUGCUUUUGCCGUUCCAAUGAUUGUUUAGAAAAAUUAAUGCUUAUGCUCAUACGUGUGCUUUAUCUGACCUUACCUGGUCUGUAUCUACAUGUGACGUAUUGCAAAUGUGUUGUAUUGCAAUUAAAUAAGUGUGAAUAAAUGAACUUGAACUUGAACUUGUGACACCACAUGAUGGCCAAUGCUGAUAAUCUGAUAACAAUUAGCUGUUUCUUGCCAAAACAAAAUUUUCCUCUAAGUCGCCCAUUUUAGGGCCAAAUGUGUUUUUUAGUUUUUGCCUGCAGAAACCCUCAAUCUUUGAUUCAGUUUUUAUAAAAGCUAAACAGAAUCCAGCCCGUUAUGGCUGACACCUCAGAUGCAACCAGAAAUCACAGUGACUCAUUCUUUGUGUUCAGUUUACUGAUAAAUGAUUGGUAAUUGCCAGACGACGAUCGAAUAGUAUCCCAUGAUGCACCUCAUUUCAUGUUAUAUUAUCACUGCGUACGUGACAUAUCAUGAUCACUACUCUUCAGCACGCGCGUAAUGAACAUCGCAGUGCUCGAUGUGUAUGGUUUUCAAACAUGUUUCGGUUCAGCAGCCUCUGCUUUUGAGAAUACAACUGUAUUGAGUUAGCUGAUAUUCAUUGUGCUUUAAAGAAGAAUUUCAGCGUUACUUUGAAGGGUUACAUAUGUUUCACUGAUCUGUCGAGAACUACUUAAUGUGCGCUCGGUCGCAACUACAAACACAAAGUAUGAGACUCGGCAACUGAACUUAGGUUCACCAGGAGAACCGAAACCAUGACUUAUCUAAAAAGUGGCUCCAACAAAACAGCCGCUACGCUGUGAAGGUAAUUGCCAAAGGAGGAUUUAUUUCAUAUUGUGCUCAAAGGAGCUCAAUUUACAACUGCAGUUACAAAUAAAUUUUAACCUAUCGAUGCGACAAACUAUCCUCUGAAUCACCCGGUACUGACUCCCUCAAUCUUCAAGGAAAUUUCCUGGCCAGAAUACUGAUCUGCUCUUUUGAAUAAAUAAAGUUUGUGAUAUUUUUUUUUCAAUUUCUGAGCAGGCUUGUUUAUAGCGUUGUGCCGCUUGCAUGCUGCGUGGCACCUUUGUCUGGGUUCCUAUCACACUGAAACACACGGCAAUGUUCACCGAUCCUUGUUCUAAUUUAAAUAAUUAUAGUCAAAUUCCUUUUAAAAAUAACCACUAUGAAAAUACAAAGUGAUUGCUUCGGCAUAAAGUGCUCUCGAAAGCGCCCAACAGAUGUAGCCUUCAGCAGGCUUUACACAUACAACACAUAUAUUAUCACACAUGGCGUUGAAAUGUGAUAAAAGAUACGAAAUUUCAGCCAUCUUUGCUCGAUAAAAAAGUCUUCAAAAUGUGGGUACUUCUGGGUACUUCUUAGCCUGUGCAACAUUCAGGACCUCAAUUUGCCGGCGCGAGGUCCACAUUUGGAAGACUUCAACAUAUAAUCCAAAAAAUCGUGAAUAUUCAUGACCUUGUUGUGGGUCACUGAACACUUUGUGAUAAGAAUACUAAGUGAAACAAUGAAAAUAAAUGCUUCUACCUGGAAAUUUCGCUCUUAAGCCAUUGCAAAUCGGAGAAGUCAUGUCAAAUAACAAAAUAAUGCAAUUUUCUUACUUUUCCUGGAACACAAAUGAGAAAAAAGGCGACGAGAAAAAGACCUUAUUUCACGAUGGAAUCUGCCAUGACUGCGAUAUUGCGUAAUGCCUCUGGAUAAAUGCAUCAUGGGAUACUAUUCGCUCCUCCUCUGGGUAAUUGCUGUGGGUUAACAAAUAAAACAAUAGUAAUUAUUGGAAAGGAAUGUGGUUCAAAUGUGAGCUGCCGUUUGUUGUGGAGGAGCAUUACAUGACGGCACAAAACGGCUGCGUGGGAGACUAGAUUUCCACAUACUCCACAGCCCAAUAUACAUAUUAAUAAAUACGCAUAGAUGUUCGACUCUAUUCAUAUAAGCAAGCUGUUUUUGAGGUGCGGAAAUCUUACUGUCUUUAAGCAUGUUAUUCAAAUUUCAGUUUGUCAUUCACAAAUUAAUAAGGUUUUGUUAUUUUGUUCAGUUUCUGAUACUUAAGCUGGAUAAACCAGCAGUUGUGAUGACUGUAACAUUCGGCAAGUAUGAGAAGACCCAUGUCUGCAAUCUCAGAAAAUUCAAGAUUUAUGGUGGAUUAAAUGAUGAUCACAUGACUGAAUUGUUACAUAGGUACUGUAUACACUGAGUAUUACUUAAGUUAACUGUUUUUUCCAAGACUGCUUAAAAUCCACUUUAAAAUGUUUUGUUUUUGAAAUUCAAAAAUUUCCUUUGGAGUUUUGUAUACACAAUAAUUGUUGUACAAUGUGCAAUGGUUAAGUGUGGACCAGACAGUAGGAAACUACAACAUGCAUUCUUUAACAUUUUGAUUUCCUACAAACAAUCAGCGUAUAAUGAAAGACGUCUCCGAUAGCCCAAGACUAGUGUAUUUUGUUACCAGGCUAGUAAAUUCUGUUCUUAAGUUGCCUGAUGGGCAAGUGAAGUUUUUUUUAGGUGAAUUUUUUUGGGGGAAUUCAAAUUAAUUUCAGAAGAACUGUAAUCAAUCCUCCUCAUCAAAAUAGUUUUCAGGCUAGUUGAAAUGACUUCUGGGCUAGUACAUGCUAGCUACAGCUUUGCCUAAAUGAGUAGCUAUAAAACUGACUUUCUUUGCACACUGAAUUGUGGCCAACAUUUCACAAGGCUCAAGAAAUGUACCAAACUACAUGCAACCUCGCUGUACAACAGAUUUGUUUGAUAUGUUUCACAGCAUGCCAUGAAAAUGUCAAAUUGUACAGGAACACCGUUUUUGCCAGGAAUUGGCAGGUGCUCUCAAACUACGUUUACACUGGUUAUUGUUAGAGAGAAUCUGACACUUACAUGUACUCCUGUGUAUGAGAUGUGAAACAUCAUUGAAUAGGGGUUCCUUUUAAAGCGAAUCCUUGAGAGAAAUUUCUUGAAAUGCAUUCUAAUAAGAUUUGUAAUUUGCAGUGGGCUCAGAAAUGAUCAUAUAAAGGAGACAUUUAAUCUGAAGCAUGAAUUGGAUGGAAAAAUGUUUCCAUGUAAUUAUAUUAAAAUUGGUAAGUAUUGGUGAAAGAAAUGAACAUGUAUGUUCUGUAAAAGCAGUGCACGCCUGUAUAUGAGAAGCAUCUGUCCUCAGUUGUUCAAAACUUGGAUAACACUAUUGACUGGUUAAAAUGUCUGUCCAGUGGAUAAUGCAGUUGCCUUCUCAAUUACGUACCCACUGGAUAGUGUUUUUUCCAGUGGAUACCACAGGGGCACCCAACGGCAAUUUUUGGGAAAAUAUCUGUUUGGAAGACGAUUUGAGAUCGAGAAUUUUCGGAGCAUUUGUUGUAAAAUUUCUUGCUUACCUGCCUCUCCUAGGAUUUUCGAACAUCUACAAAACGGUAUAAUUACCCAUUUUUAACGGAUUUUGACCCUAAAAAAGGCCACCUAGAAUUUUCGGGAGCCUUUUCCUUGCUGAAAUUUUCGAGAAGGUAAGUUUUUAUCCCUAUAAUUUUCGGAUCACUAGACUUUCAGCUAGGAAAUCCGAACAGAUGAAAAGUUUUUAGGGGAUAAAAAUAUGCCUAUAUCUACCGUUUGAAUACUAAAAUACAUUCAACAAUGCUAUGUUAAGUGGUUUUGAACCAUAUCCUCGUUGGGUGCCCCUGAUACCAUUAUCCAACAUUUGAACAACUGAUGCCCAAGGUUAAUAUUAUUUAAAUACCUAGUUGUUUAUGGAGGAGGUGCAGUUAGUCCUAUUUUGCUUUCAAGCUCUCUUCUUAAAUUGCCACAACCUGUUUUGUCAAUCUGUUUGGAAUCCCUGCAUGUCACUGACAGAAAGAAAAUCAUUCUCAAAAUUUUGAUUGGCUUCAAGGAGUUGAACUCCAGUCUGCCAAGAAGUAAAGAUGAGGUACAUAACAGCCACUGGUGAAAGAAGCUAGACUUAAGACCUGUGUACUGUGUAUCUGUUACAGGUCAAAAGUACAUUCAGGUUAAAAUUUUUUAACUUAGGUUGAUUCUCAGUUUCAUUUGUCUCAUGUCCCCAACUAAUCAUGAAUUAGGGCUAGGAGACAAAGGAAAAAGAGAAUCAACCGAGGAUAAAAAAUUUUAACUUGAGUUUAAUAAUUAUUUUGGCUUGUAAUUAUAUUUAUAUCCAACACUCUCUUGGCCACAUUGCCCCCAUAUAAUGCAGUUGAUAAUUUAUAAGAAAAGUAGGAAUGCAAUACUAUUGUAAUUAUUAUAACAAGUGUGCAACUUUUAGUUCAUUUAGUUGUUCAAUGUUUGGCAUUGCCAGGCUCAUCUUUGGUACAAUACAGGCUAUGUUCAAGCAAUUUAUGGAAGAUCAUUCUUUCUUUCUUUUUUAUUCCAGUUCCUAUCAUGUCCCAUGGACCCAGUUUUAAUUUUAGUAUCUGGUUUGUUGAGCUGCAAGGAAUGAAUGAUCCAGAGAUUGUUGAACCAAGUCUUGCCUGGUUUAACACUGUAAGCACAUGUACAGUUGUAUGUUAUGCUUAAGUAUGACUGUUGUUAAUGAAUACAUUAAUUUAUAAAAUAACUAAGAUUUUUUCCUGUGUUUGCAUAGCCUGAUAUAAACACGAGAGGGGUUGGGAGAAUUCUUGACAGUAUGCAAACCCCUGACUUUGUCUCGGGUUUGCAUAACUGUCUCAAAUUCUCCCAACCCCUCUCGCGUUUAUAUCAGGCUAUACAAACACAGAAAACAUUUCCUAUUGCUAUGGCUCUGAGGGAAAUACAGGGUUCGUAUGCAUCUUGAAAGUCCUUGAAAGUCCUUGCUUGAAUUUUAAAAUAAAAAUCGUCUUGAAGGUCCUUGAAAAUUGUAGUCGGGGCUGGAAAGUCCUUGAAUUUCAGUGCUUACUUUAUCCAACCCAGCAAACACAAAGAAACCUUCAGGAUGAAAUUGCUCAUGUUGUUGAAGAACUAGAGAGACUCAAGACUCUUUUUUGCUCUGAAUGGAGUCUUUGACCAGUAGGAAAAUGUCCUGGAAACUCCUUGAAAAGUCCUUGAAUUUUUUGUUCAAAAAAGGAUCCAUGCAAACCUUGAAAAUAGUAAAUUUGCAAGUACUUUUCUUUACUUGUUAAUUUACAACAUAAUAAUAUUUACUUUGAUGCUUAUCUUGCUCUAGUAUCGAGAGAGAGAGGCAAUACGUCUUUGCCUGAAACACUUUCGACAGCACAACUACACUGAAGCAUUUGAGUCUCUACAAAAGAGGACAAAAAUUGCCCUUGAACAUCCCAUGCUGACAGAACUUCAUCAAAAACUGGUUAGCACCUUUAAAAAGUAAAUGAAACUUAAUAUGUGUGUAAACUACACUUAGUUUCUUUGGAUGUAGCAGACCUUUCUGGUGAUAUUAUUUUACUAGCCAGGUCCUUGGAAUUCUCAGCCUGUGAACAGUAGAUACAGUGAACAGUAGAUACAGUGAACAGUAGCUAAGUCCUUGGAAUUCUCAGCCUGUUGACAGUAGAUCCAUCUUCAGACUGUUUCAGCCACAAUUUUGUUGUACACCAUGAUAGUUGUUACAUGUGGAGUUGGGGAACAGAAAAGGGAUCUUAGUAGAACAGGAGGCGAAAGGGGUAUGGGAUACAGGUGUGGAGGAGAUACAGGAAGUGGGUGAGAAGCAGGAGAGAAAUAUUAAAUGCCAACUUUUUUUAAUGAUUUAUUUUUCAGCGUGUUAUAACACUUAACUGUAUGAAAAAUGAGUACCAAACAGUGAGCAGCUCUCCCCAUGGCUCAAGACAAAAAAUAAUUUUAGAAAUAUCACUUGAAAGUGAACAAAAAUUCCCACUCUGGCUGUGAAGAAAAAAGGUUUACUAUACUGUAAAUUUUCAACCCUUUGAUAAAUCCAUAGGCAUGCAUGUGUUAUUUAGAACUGGGGAACAUAUUGAACUCUAACUUCAUUUGUCUUCUCUCGAAACCCUUACUGUAGCUUCUGAGAUACACUGAUAUGACACCGCAUUUGUCAAUAUUUGCACUACAACUUUCAUAGACCAGAUAAUUAUGUAAUAUUUAAUACAUGAAGCUACACUUUUUUGUUUUGUGGCAUCAAACAUUUGGGAAACUUUUCCCUCGGCAUUUAAAAAGCUUCAUUUAUCGUUUAACCACUUCUACAAGCAGUACCAACUUACCUCGUCUCAGUUAAUACCCAAUCUAUUUGUGAAGUUUAAUUUGACUGUAUUUUAUAGUGAAUUCUGCCCAUGCUUUAUUAAUUUCUAUUUUCUAUUACAAAUGUAUUGUCUUUGUAUGAAAAGUAAAUGUAAGUUUUAAGAUAUAUAAAAGGCUUUUUCAGGCUUCAUUUUUUUUCUAUUUCUUGUUCUAAUUUUACUGUAUACAUGUGCUUGUCUAUGCCAGUGAAUUGCAAAUGGUAGUGACCACCUUGAUAGCUGUUACUAGCUACUCUCUCAACUGGUCAUGCACACAUUUUACUUCUUACCAUUAAUUUAAUUUAUUGUAAUGUCACUUUAUAACUCAGACUGUUAUAAUAUUUGUUAAUAGUGCCAAACAGAAACAAAUCUGAAUCUGAAUCUGGGAGCAAUGCAAAAAGGGUUACAUUCAAAUGAAAAACUAAGUACAGGAUGUAUGAGAGCAGGGUACAGAAUGCAGAAGGUUCUGAUCUGUGUCUCCUCCUCGUUAUACAUGUAGUUACAAUGGUAAAUCAGGGCUGUAAAAAAUAAAGUUGACUCAAAUAAUUGAUCAUGAUUUGUACUUCUUCCAAUUCUGCAGGUUAUAAAUAAUGACUUUGAUGGAUGUGAAAAAAUUAUAGAGGAAGCUUCAAAAGGUAGGCUUGCAUUACAGGUAUCAUAUCUCUGUAUUUUAAGAAAAUAAUUAUUUUAUGCACCUGAAUUCCAGGACGUGCAGGUAGAAAUUGAUCACUCCAAUGUGAUAAUCAUAUAAUUAUGAACAAUGUUCGAUUGAUUAUUGUAAAAAAAAAAAGAGGCAAUUGUUGACAAAUUUAACUAUAAUAUUCCAACUUGCAUCAGUUGUGUCACAGUGUGUUGUUGUCCUGUAAUGGACUCAUAACAUAUAGCUCUUUUGAUAUCCAUUUUUUAUACAGUUGUUUGUUUAUAAGGUUUUGGUCAUUGUUUGUCUCCCUUUUGUCAUCACACUUUACACAUUAACCAUGAUGAACAAUAUCUUUCAUGACAUUUUGUAUGUUUUUGUCAUGUUUCCUUCACAAAAUGAUUGUCAAUUAUAAAAGUGGUGCUAGUCAAAGAACUCAAAAAUUUAUAUAAAUGUACUCUGUGGCAGGCAAAAAAAACAUUAAAUAUAAAGUGACUUCUGAUAAAGAGAUACAUGUAGUUCUGAUUAUAAUUUAUGGAUUUGUCAGGUUAUUAUCUGAGUAUUUCUGCUGAUGGGUUAUAAAAUCUGAGCCAAUUUUCUUCACUUUUUCAUUAUUAAUUUUUUUAUUAUUCCACAGAUGCUAUUUUUAACCAUUAUAUUAGCCAACAGGAGUACAAACCCAAGUGGACUGCUAUCAUCCCUCUUGCUCAAAGUAAGCCUUCAUGUGUCUUUUAUUAGCUCUGACUAUACCAAUCAGAGAGAAUUGUAAUAAUAAUUUAUUUAUAACACAACUACAGCUGUAGGAUGAAGAUGGUCAAGUAAGAAAUGUCAUCGACUUUUUGACACAUUAAUUAUUGAUAUUGUUGUAUUGGUUUAUUAAUGAUACAAGUUUUUGUAAAAAUGUACCUGUAUGCAAGUAUUCUUAAACAAGUUUAACUUCCAUUGUGACCAGUUGAUUUUAUUAUUAAAUUCCUGAAAUGUCACGAAUCAUAAUAAUAAUAAUUAUUAUUAUUAUUAUUAUUGUUAUUGUUAUUAUGAUUAUUAUUAAUGAGAUCACUGGCAGUUGUCAACUUGUUUUCCUUGGAAAAAUGAGUGCCACAUACCACUUAUUAACUGAGAGUGAGCCGAGGUCCCUGUAAUGACUGAAAGGAUGAGGUUAUUAAGUUAUUUAUUAUAUGACCUUGUUGGUGCUAUCCAGGGUGCGCAAAUAUGCCAAAUUUGGUGUAUUUUACGCCAGAAUCGUUCAGAUGAUUCCGCUGAGGUUAUGGAGGGAGUCACUUCAACUCCGAAAAUUUUCGGUACAACAAACAGGGAGCCACUUCGACUCCAGAAAUUUUCGGUAACAAACACAGUUUUGUCCUUACCUUUUUCGCAACAAAAUUAUUAAUACAAUUUUAAUACGUUAAUUGUAAACAUUGUAAACCUUAAUUAAAUCAUCGAAAUUAAAGAAUUAUACUGCACGACAAAACAGGAAAGGGUAAAUUACGAUCAGAAUUUACUCAAUGACUGCCAUCAUGGAUUUGAGCUUUCCAGGUCAGCGGACCACCACAGCUACUUCGUGUAUCCCUCAUGAUAGUGUAUACAUGCCAGGACCACGUGCUGGAAAGUCUGAUACUUGACUCCAAAUAUUCCAAAAUGACUCCAAAAUUUGUGAAGAAGAAGUCACACUGACUCCACUCAUCAAUAAAAUUUGCAAAUUAACCCUUGUGCUGUCCUUGAAUAAAAUAUUGAAUGAAUAAAAUAUUAAAACAAAAUUAUUAAUUAUUGUUAAUUAUUGUUUACUGGUUUCUCCAAACAUGUACAUAUAUAUUGUACUGUUAGUAAUGUUCCGAGGUCAGUGAAGAGAAUAACAUGUAUGCUAAUAUAGAAGGCUAUAGCUAGACUAAAUUUAAUAUGGUGCAAUUUAUUGUGCAUCGUAGUUAAUUAUACAUGGCUGUACUCUUAAACAAAUUUGCUCUGAGUGUGAAAUCCAGGGUGCUUGGCAUACGAUUUUUAUACAAUUUAGCUAAAGUACACUGCAAGGUGCCAUGGGCCAACAGGCUCUACUGGAGCACAGCUCCAUGUUGAUAUGUUUGAAUAUGAAAUUUAUAUGAUCAGCUCUAAUUGUCCAUUUAUAAGUUUACCUUUCAUUUUCAUUUCAGUUCGAGUUAUCGGGAGCUCAAAGAAAAUAGCCAGAAGUAAGAAAAAAAAACCAUUGUUUACUACAGUGAACAUGUUAGUCACAUUUACUUUAACAUUUUGUAGAAAUGUUAACUGAAAAUUGAAAGAGACUUCUCUAAAUCAAAAUGUAAUGUAACAAAAUAUAGCCCAAAUAGAGCAUGCGUUUUACUGUUUUGAGAAGUAAAAGCUAUUCUUUGUGACGAACAACAUCAGCCUUCACUAGUAAAACCCUAUGCCUACAACAUGUCAGUGGGUGGGAAAUUCAAAAUUCAAUGUUGCGGACACUGGUACACUGUUUUUCCCUGACUUUUUAAGUGCUCAAAACAUGGUUUGAGUUAUUCUGGGUAAAAUUGUAUUGAAAUGAACUGAGGAGAAACAAAAUUUACUUUGAGUUAGCUGGAGGUUCGAGUUAUUGAGGAUUCGAGUUACUGAGGGUAAAAUUACAGUAAACGCAUGAAGGAAAUCAAGGGGAAAUCGAUUUUGGUUCGAGUUAGUGUAAGGUUUAAGUUAGCGAGGGUUGGAGUUAUCAGGAGUCGACUGUAAGCAUGUCCUGUCAGUUGGUGUGCCGCAGGGGUCUGUUUUGGGACCUGUAUUUAAUAACCUCAUUUAUAAAUCUCUUCUCAGUGAUGUUAUUUAGAGCUGUAAUUAUAUCAAUGAUUGAUAUCAUCUUUAUGCUGAGCUUUAUGUUGUUUUUAAAACAAUGAUGCAUCUUUGGUCAAAAACCAGAUUGAAAGCUGUGUUGGGGAUAUUUGUUGUUGAAUCACAAAUGAUCUAAAGUUGAACGAACAUAAAAGUGAAGUUCUAGAUAGUCAUGUGUCCUUUGACCAUCAUAGUUUUAUGUGUAAAACAUAGAUGGAUCUUUGCAGAGCGUUAGGCAUUUUAGAAACUUGUUCAAGAUCAGAAAGUAUCUUUAUAACAAAGAUCAGCUGCUACAGUUGAAGAUGCUCUUAUAACUUCUAAAUUGGAUUACUGUAACUCUCUUUUUUAUGGAUUACCCAAUUGUCAGCAGAGGAAGCUUCAACUGCUACAGAACAUGGCAGCUUGUUUUGUAACUGGUGCUGGUAACUUUGAUCAUUAAGGCCUGGUUCAGAUGCCGAACUUUUCAUUAGCUGAACCUAAUUCAAAUUGAGGUCGACCCAAAUCAUUCAGACCGGCUGAAUUGAUUCAGACGCCAAUCUUAAUUGGAACUGAACUAAGUUCAAUAGGCGAAAAAUGCCCAUUUUGCUCAAACUGCUAACAAAAUACGUUCUAACAAUAUCAUUUAUGCAUUAGGUUCGGUACAUGAAAAGUUCGGCGUCUGAAUCAAAGCCGUUCCAAAGUCACCCCAAAGGCGAAAUUCCCGGGCGGGCUAGACAAAAAGAUGUACUUAAUUCAAUGUAUUAGGUUCGGCUCAUGAAAAGUUUGACAUCUGAACCGGACCUAAGUCCACUUCUGGUAAAACUUUAUUGGCUCCCAAUUUUCUACUGUGUUGUGUUCAAGUUACUUUUGCUAGUUUUGAAAGCUCUAAAUGCCAAAAUGGUCUUGACCCUUGGUAUUUUGUAGAAUUGCUUCAGUACCAGAAUCAUUCCAGGGCACUUCGUUGAAAUUCUUUAGGACUUCUUUUGCAACAAAAAGCCAAUACUUAACCAUAUGGUGAUAGGGCAUUUUUCACAUGUGCCGCUAGGCUGUGGAACAGUAUUCACUUUGGCAUUCGUAAAUCAAACAGUGUUUGUACUUAAAAAAAAAAUAAAAAAAGACCUACCUUUUUAGGAAAUUUAUUAAUGAUGGUUUAAUAUAAUAUUAGAGUUUAAAUUUUUUAUAUCUUGUUAUUUCUAUAUUUAUGUAUUUAAUAAUUAUUUUAAAUUUAACAAUUAGUUCACGCAUCAGCAUUUGUAUGUCGAGAUAUUGAGUACCGUAUUUAUUCGAUUAACAGCCCUGGGGGCUCAUUAAAUUUUUGGACCUUGACAGUGGGCGCUUAUUGGAGGUAGGCUCUUAUUCGAGGCUGGGCGCUUAUUAAAUUUUCACCAUUUUCAGCAAGUGAAGUAUGUUUAUUUUGCAACAAAACAAUAAAUGCUAAUAUCAAAACGCGAAGAGGUAACAAAGCAAGGUUUCUGUAAAAUACUCUGAAGAAAACUCCGUCCUCAGGAAAGUCUGUUAUUAGAAUUUAUUCACUCAAGUGUGUGGGGUGGGGGUGAGCGCUUAUUUGAGUUUGAUUGGGAGGAGGAGGGGGUGGGCGCUUAUUCGAGGCGAGGCGCUUAUUAACUUUUUCUGCCUUUAGGAUGGGCACUUAAUCGAGUUAGGUGCUAAUUCGAGGUUAGGAGCGUAUUCAAAUAAAUACGGUAUGCAGGAAGUUUGGAGAGCACGAAAGAGGCAUAAGAAUUUCUUGAGGCGCAGCCGAGAGUAACUCUAGCCUCUUGAAUGCUCUCUAAACUUCCCUGUGAUCCUAUUUUUCCUAUAAUUUCUUUUGGAAAAUGCCUGGGAUGUAUGUCAAUAUCUCAACAUAUGCACUGCUGAAGUAUGAACCAAUUAUUUUUUAUAACAUCACCAAAGUGAAAGCAAAGUAGCAGUUAACUUAAAAUAUUAUUAUAGCACACGCUCAAAGCAGAACAUGUCAAUGUCUACUUACGUGACUAUUUCUUUCCCCUCGCAGUUAAGCUUAUGUUUUUAUCCAGAAACUGAGAGAAAGUGUACUCUAAAAAAUAUUGUAAAAUCUGUUUUGAGGUGCUAGAAAACUAAUUAUCACUGAAAAGUAUUUUUGAGAGAUUAACAACUGUUCAAAGAAUGAUCUGCAACCACCAUAGCCCACACAGCUCACAGAGAAGACAACAACUGCAACAACAACACUACUCACCUCUUUUCCCUGCUAUCGGUUGACAAAUUCAAACGUUUUCUCUUAAAUUACGUUAAGUAUAAAACAAAUGGCAAACGCUUCAUCGUGUACUGCUGAGUUAUGGAUGCACUUGGGAGACGUCUUGGGAGGAUUACUAAGCUCACAACAACUAGAGGAAUAGUUAAAUUGACGUCAUCAGCGUGCUCAAUGGGAAUAUGUAGCACUCUUCCACUAUUAAAUUUGAUUAGGUGAAUUUUGCAGCUAUGUUAUAGUAAUUAUUAUUUUUUAAUAUUGUUGUUACAGAUCAAACUUAAAUUCAGGUUUUAAAAUGUUUUAACCUAGGUUGGUUCUCAAUUUUCUUUGUCUCCUAGACUUAAUUUAUGAACAAUUAAGACUAGGAGACAAAGGAAAUUGAGAUAUUUUAUUUUUUCCAAGAGACUGUUCUAAUAUCCAGUGGCUUGUGGUAGCUCAGGAAUGAGCUAUUGAAUUUGGCUUUCAAUAGCUGUUAUUUCUACCCUUGUGCAGAUGCGGACCCUGUGAGUUCACGUCCAGGUAUGAGGGGAGGACAUCAGAUGUUAAUUGACAUGGAAACUCAAGUCAUUUAUCUGAUUGGGGGCUGGGAUGGAAUGGUAGACCUAUCAGACUUUUGGGCAUUCAGUGUGGAAUCUGGGCUGUGGACUUGUUUGUCACGCAACACUGAGCAGGAUGGUGGGCCAUGUGCAAGGUCCUGCCAUAAGAUGUGUUUGGACAGUAAAAAGAAGUUGAUAUAUACCUUGGGAAGAUAUCUUGACUCUGAAAUGAGAAGUUCAACACCACUUAAGGUAGUAUAAUCAGCAUGUAUCUUGAUUAUACAGUGUAAAUAUACAACUUACUUUAUUACUGAAAACAAGUGUACAUCCCUUCGCAAUAAGACUUGAAGUAACUCAUUGAAUGAUGCUACAAACAGAUACAGAUAGUGAGGGGGAGAUAAUGGGAAUCAGUACAGCUACAGUGAGUAGGGGUUACCCAUGUUUUUCCCAAAUCUGGCAGUUUUUGAAGCAGGUGCCUACAUAAUAUUUUUCUGUAAUUUUUUGCGUUUGGGGCAGGAGGCAAAUGGGGGAGGGGAGGUUGUCUUGAUGUGAGUUCAGAGAUGGGAGUGCUGCUGCUGAUGGUUUGAAACCAUAAGCAUAUUCAGGACAAAAAGAAAACAUAGAAAUCACUUAUUUUGGGAUUCAUUGCAUUGUGACAUCUAGAAAUCUCCUUGAAAUAAAAUUUUCUGAUAUGUAGCAUAUUCUUGUUCCAGUAUGUGAUCAAUUGAACACACCCUCCAUACCCUCUUAGGAAUAAAGAAGUUGCUAAAAAAAAGCCCGAAUUUACGUGUACCUGCUUGUAAAGUUCACAAUACAUAAUAAAUUUUCAUAACAAAAAGAGAAAUGAAUAAGAGCACUUACUCCGGGAGCACUAAGGAUUUACAUAUCAUUCAGGAUUUUUCCAGUGUGAGUCAGAGUUUUUUUAUCUUUUGCCUCUCUUUAGAAUGAUUUUUAUGUUUAUGAUAUAACUUCAAAUCAGUGGACUCUUAUCAGUCAGGAUACCUCUACUGAAGGAGGCCCUCCUCUCAUCUUUGACCAUCAGGUAAUUAUUAGUCAUGAAUUGUGAUUAAAUUUUUUGAGAUUUUUUUGUCAAAGAAAUACUUUUUUGAGCACUUGAGACUAGGUAAACGUUAAGGAUAUCUACAUGAAGCUACAAUCGGUGGAUCAAUUUAGGUUUCUGGGAAACUGCCCACCUACCCCUCCCCUCAGCUAACAUUAGCACUUACGUCUCACUUUGGGCAAAAUGAUGGCUUAUGGGAGGGGUAGGUGAGCAGUUUCCUAGAAACUUAAAUUAAACCCAGUUGGCAACAAAAUUGUUGAGACUUUGUCCACAAAUGAGGUUAAACUUCAGGGAACAAAAUAAUCCACACUCCUCCCCUCUCCCCUCUAUUCAAAGUUGGUUUGUUCUUCAGGUAGCUCGAACAGUGACAGAACAUUGCAUGCAGGGGGGUAGGGGAGGGAAAGCUUUAUUUUCUCUUUUUUGAGUUGGUGAAAUGUUAGAGAGGCCUUUAGGGCUAGUUGUCUCAACUAAUUUUGUCGCUGAUUGUAGCUUCCAGCUUACGGUACUUAGUUUCUGCUCACACUCAAUUGCUGUCAACAGACAGUUUCCUCGUUUUGUUGGAAAAAAUCAAGAAUGGAUGCAAUUCUCUUUAUCGAACAAAUUUACCUUUUGCAGGGGAUGCAGGGGUCAAUUUAAUGAAACUUUUGCACGUGUAAGUUACAAGUAUAGCUAUUGUUCUCAGACUUUAAAACAAUGGCUACACUUGUAAAUUAAACGUGUAAAAGUUUACUUGCCCAGCUAGAAAAUCUACUUGUCCCGGAUUACCUGAGGGGGCUUUUUUCGAGCCCUGCUUACUAGGUUUCUCUGCAAGCUAAAACUGCGUUAAAACCACAUGUUAGAUCACAAAACAUUUUCUCCGUGGCUUCAAAACCUUCACUUUUUCUGUUGUCUCAAAAGUAUGUGAUAUCACACAUAAAUUAAUUCUGGACUUCACUUGAUCAACUUAUGAUAAACUUGUACUUAAAUGGAGCUAAGUGAUGGAAACACCUUAGCAAGUGGCUGAACAUAUUGGAAAGCUAAUAAACUAAAAGCUAAGAUCAGGUCAUACAAGUCAUACUAUCUACACGAGCUUUGUAAAUUUUCUUCUUUCUUAGUUUAUAUUAUUGUGCGAUCUCUUCUUAGGGCCUGUUUACAUGGAGUAGGGGACGCCGGUCUAGUGGGGUUGGUUUCUUUUGUUUUCACGCUCUGGGGGACACAAAACAAAAGAAACCUACACCACUAAACCGGGGUCCCCCACUCCAUGUAAACAGGGUCUUAGUUAAGUUUUGGAUAUAGAUAUAUUUUCAUGUGUGAAGGGCGGCUUUUAGGAAGAACAGAUACUUUACUGUAAAUUUAUUUGGUAAAACUACCUUGUAUAAGUACAGUUUUUACUCACUAACACACUCACAUAACAUCAAGGUCAGAUAAUUCUCAUCGUUACAUUUGAGGAUGAAAAAUGGACCUUGAUCCCCUGAGGAGCCUGUCAUUUUUUUUGCAGAUGUGUAUGGAUGUAGAGAAGAGCACUAUUUAUGUAUUUGGUGGCCGUGUAUUAACGAGGUAAGGCUAUAUACAUUCUUGCCUUUCACGAGAAUAACCUAAUGUGUCACUCAAAGGUUGCUGUAACGGUAAGGUACUUGCUAUAUGGGGCAUGAUAUAUAUAUAUAGCACGUGAUAAUGUAGAAACAAAAUAAUCCCUGAACUAUCCUUUAUAUCCACCCUACCUACAGGUACCAAAGUUAUUCAUGAUUGUCUUGGGAGAGGAAAUCUCUCAAUCAAACUGCUUUUUUUUCCAGUAGAGCUUUUGUCAAUUUAAAAAUUGUUGGAACUGACACGCUUACAUUGUUAUUACAUUGUUGCGGCUUUCAAGUUGUUAUUAAAUCAAUUAAUAUGUUAUGAUAUCUUGAGUUAGUAAACGGAUUAUAACAUCUUCUCAUGCUCGUUCUCAGUACAGUGAAACCUCUACUAAGCGGACCCCAAUUAAGCGGAUACCCUCUAUUAAACGGACACCAAGCCAGGUCCCGAAAUCAACGUCUUAUAUUUCCCUUUAUAACGAACCCCUAUUCAGCGGACACCUCUAUUAAGCGGACGAGGGCGCUAAAGCAAAUUGUAUUUGGCUAAUUUCCUAUUGUUAAUAACCUCUAUCAAGCGGACACCGGACUGAAUUGACAAUAGUAGUAUUGGAUUAUGUCCUUGAAAUACGUACUGUUGUCUAUUAUUAAAGAUAAAUCAAUACAUUUAGCUGUCAAAAAACUGUAAAUUAGACCGAUAUCCGGCCGUAUGAUUGCCAUCCGCGAUCAAAGGUCAUCUUAAAGUCUUGCAAAAAGUACAGCACAGCUUCGUUAGCUUCCUUAAUAACAACGUGGAACUUUAUCACAGUACAAUGUACAUAACCGUUGACUGUUAAUCGUUAACAAAAAUUGCGGCACUCUUUAUUAAGCGGACACUUGGGUAGGUCCCGAAGGUGUCCGCUUAAUAGAGGUUUCACUGCAAUUACAAAUCAGAGCUCUCAAGAAUCAAGAAAUAAAGUGCAACAUAAAAUGAAGUCUGAUUAAGAUAUUUGUCCUUGCAAGAAAAAAUUAUUCGGUACGUCAGAGUAGUAACGUGAGUUAUCUUAUUUUAAAAUGCCGUAGUUGACAUUUCAAGAAAAAAUAAUUCGGUACGUCAGGGUGGUGGCCUAAGUUAUCUUAUUUUAAAAUAGUGCCUUAUUUUAUUAAUCAUAUUUAUGUCUCUUUUUCUUCUAGUGUGAGUGGAGAUGAGAGGGCACAGGAGCCAGUUUUUAGUGGAUUAUACUCCUAUCACUGCCCUACAAACACCUGGACGAGGCUAAAGUAUGCAAAAUCCUUUGAAUGGAAUCUUGAGUCGCUUAAUUUAGCUGAUUCCAACUUCUGAACACCCUUAUUUUCUUAUAAAACUUAUUUUUAUGCUCUGCAAGUUAAUUCAAAUUCUUAGCCUGCAAAAUAAUAUUAAUAUUGAACGCUUGAUUGUAGCAAUUCAAAUUGAUGUAAUUUCUCUGAAGUGUAGUUUACAUUCUUAAUGUCAUAGGUGACGAAUUACUCCUUAAUUUUGGCGCGAAAUUUCAGCGUUUAUACCACUGCAUGAGAAAUUUCUGCAAUUUGAUUGGCUUAGAGCAGUGGUAUUUCAGCUUAACUUGAAAUACCUACAUGUGAAAAUUACAAACCUUUUGUGGGUAGUAGUAUAAACGAAUAAUAGCAUGAUUUGUAUGUGAUAUUUGGCAUAAAUACCACUCGUGAUCUUUCAAAAUUGUCUCAAAUUUCACUCGCCUAACAGCUCGUGAAAUUACGUAUAACAAUUUUGAAAUAUCAGUUGUGGUAUUUAUGCCAAAUAUCACUACAAAUCAUGCUAUUACCUAUACUAAUUUGUAAUUUCACAUGUGAAAUUACAAAUUGCCAUGGCAACCUUCCGUACGUCUCAGUGUCAAGAUGGCGACGAAGUUUUAAAAUGCCGUGAAUGAAGAUUUCAGGGCACAAAAAGACGCUUUAGAAAACCUGAACACACAAGAGAACAUCAAGAAGGUUUCUAACAGGUAUUUUGCCGAAAAAGUCUGAAAAAUUCUGAACUUUAUAAGCCAAAUUUAAGGUCUAAACAUUUGAGAGACGAUUCAGGAUAAACAUGUCAAAAAUCCAAGAUUGCUAACGUAAUUCGUCACCCAUGAUAUUAAUAGGUAAUCAAAUGGUAUACUCGUAAAAUUAGGGAAUAAUUUAAGGCUCGGGAAAUUAUUAGGAUUUGGACAAAACGCGCGUGAAAUUAUUCCCUAAUUUCACUCGUCGCCAUUUGAUUACACAUACUUAAAAUUUGUCUAAUCUGCCUUUUUCAGUAUUUUAACUUGUAAUGUACGUAGUACAUUUUACUGGUAGUUUGCCGGUUAUCUUGACAUUUAUCAAUAAUUUCCAGGGAUGAUUGCGCUGAGCUGCGAUCCAGAAUAGGCCAUUCCAUGUUGUUCCAUUCUGUAAGUACUGAGUAACACUAAGUGUCAUUAUAAGCUUCUCUAUUUCUUCUGAACAUUUUCAAAUGAUGCAUGUUUUCAUUCGAUGUAUCCUUGCAGGAUAAAAGGCUUCUUUAUAUCUUUGCUGGACAAAGAGGAAGAGAGUUUCUAAGGUAAUUUAAGCCCCAAUGCUAUGUUCACACUUGAAGGAAUUAACAAGGCGCCAGGUUAUGACAAGAUGCCCAUCUCAGUAAUACAGGAUUGUCUCGAAUACACCUUGCAGACAAUAACUGACGUAAGCAAAGCCUUCAACAGCCUAUGUUAUCCAAAUUACAGAAUUUGGGUACCUCCAACAAAACUCUUCUAUGGUUCGAAAGUUACCUUACAAACAGACAACAGUUCACUCGUGUUGCAACUUCAUUGUCAGAACCACUCACUAUCACACAUGGCGUACCUCAGGACUCAAUUCUCGGCCCAACGCUUUUCAGAGGAGUUGGGGAGGGGGGCUCAUUAACUUUCUUCCCCUAAAAAGGGGGUGCUUAUUACAGGGAGGAGGCUUAUUUGAGAGGAUGACUUACUGCAAAUGAAACGUGUCACUGCCAAACCAGACUUUUUCAUUUGAGUACUCGCCCUACAUUGUGCGACGAAUAAGCCUGUGAUUCCCUGGGCUGCAACUUUUUUAAAAAAACUGUCCCUGCAAACACCAUAAUAAAAAUUAAAGAAAUUUUGAAUGUCUGUGAAAUAGAUACAAAGAGCUGCAUCUUUAGGCAUGAAGACAGCUUGUUUGAACUGUUGCUUCAUAUGCCAUGCCUUUCGACACCUUCCCCAUCCGAAAACAUUUCAUUCAAUUCCUACCGUUCUAAGCUAUUUAUAGGGUAACCAUAAUUUUAUCAAAGUUGACCUGUUUCCAGGCAUGUGUUUCAAACAAAUAUUCCAUGAAUUUUCUAAUAAGUAUCAUUUGCUCACAAAUCUAGAGUGGCAGUCCCUAACUUCUUUAUUUUACUAUUAUUUGUUGAUUGUGUAGUGACUUUAUCACAUAUCAUGUGGACACACAGGAAAUAUCACUGGUAUUAGAUGGAAACAACCAAGGUAGAGUACAUCUACACCCAAGCAGUAGGAAUUAAUUGUAAAGAUUUGGAAACCUUUCACAAUAAUAUUGUUAAGGCUUGCCUUCAUUAGAGGCAUAAUAACCUUUAUGUCAUCGACUACUAUGCCUACUACUAUUUUUUAUAAUUAUAUAAACUGCUUCUCCUGCUACUGCUACUACCUGCUGCCUGUCCAGACAGCUGUGCUAUGUUUACAUUAAAGGUUGAGGUUAUAGUAAUUAUGAACGUAGUUGAUGAAAUUAAACGGACUGGCUUGCAAUCAGGGCCUGUAGUGCUGUUCCCUAGGUUUCAGCUAUAUGGCUUCUGGUUUAAGGUUACCGGGGCUUUCAAAAAAACUGGCCCCAGGCCGUUUUAAAGGAUAACGAGUUAAUGCGUGUGUUCUCUCCGCCAGUACCGGCUCAAGGCUUUACUCAGAGGGCAACAAUCGAUCCAGAACUAAAUGAAAUCCAUGUAUUAUCUGUAAGUACUGUCUUUCCCGAUUCUGUGGUAUAUUCUAAUCUUACAAACGUUCAAAUAACUGGGAUUCUUCAGAAGAAGACAGGUUUGUCUCAUCAUUUCCAUAAUUCUCGCGACACGUUUGAUUUAGUUAUGAUCUUUAAUAUCUGGAGAAAUUCGAUACCCAUCCCUUUUUGAAUCCGGUUCCAGGGUUUUCCACGGGGCUGAAAAACUUGUCACUUCACCGUCUAAUUUAAGGUCCAUUACCAGCCGGCAGAGGGCGUCUAAUCUGAGGUCUGUUUAGAAGUUUAAGGAGAGUUACUGUGACAGGACAGCUGUUGCCUGUAUGUAGAGUUAUUAAUUUUCUUUUCUUCUCUUUAAAAGGCAAACGUUUCUUGUUUUCCUUUGUAGGGUCUGAGCAAGGAUAAAGAGAAACGUGAAGAGACAGUUAGGAAUUCUUUUUGGGUUUUCAAUCUGGAGCGUAAAAUUUGGUAGGUGUUAUUAACUCGUGAAUGCAAGUUGUUAUAAUAGCCCUGAAACGUGCAGUGGCACUGAGAUCAUCACGAAUUCAAACGGACGGAAAUAAGUCAAAACUAGCUUUCCACAACUGACACUGAUGUUGAACUUAGGUCAGCUGACUCCUCAAUGUCCCACCAGCAGUCCACAGAAUCAUCUCUUCAGCUGGUGUUAAUUCCAGUCUCAAAUGGAUAGUGAUGUGCAGGAUUGCUAAACCAGGCAGGCUUUCAAACAGUGGGCUCCCAGAAUAUGACCGGGGUCUUGAUAUGAUUUUGGCGUAUUUCAAUAAGAAGGAAAAGGAGUUAGAGGGGUCUGUUUAUUUUCUACAAUCCCACGGUUCAGUGUUGGCGAGCUUGUCGAUACUGAUCACACAUUCUUCUGCUGUGCAGGUCUUGCGUUUACAAGAAUGAAAACAUGGGCCAGCAGUAUUGGACGAAGAUGCAAAAUGUUGAGCCGUGUCCACGGUUUGCUCAUCAGCUGGUUUAUGAUCACCUUCAUAAGGUUCAUUAUCUGUUUGGAGGCAAUCCUGGUAAAUCCAGCCUACCCAAGAUGAGGCUAGAUGACUUCUGGUCUUUAAAGGUAUAUAUGUACGUAAUGCUCUCUAUCUUUCCGGCUUUACGAUUUAUGCUUGUCACAUAACCUUUUUUAAAGGUGCAGUAAGUGUAUCACAAAAAUUCUACCAUGUUGAUAUGUAGACUUCCCUAGAAUUAUGCAUGGAGGUUCUCUUCCUAAUCCACAAAUGGCGUCUGAACAACGAAAAAAAGAUCGUUUUGCCGACUUCAGUACUCAACCGGACACACAAGAAUGAUGAUACCUGCCUGGAUGCGUUGGCCAUUACAGCCGAACCUCUAUUAAGAUGCCAUUCUCUGUUUAGCGGCCAGUUACCAUAGUCGUGGCUGAUUAAAGUGUCCGGUGGAAAAUCACUGUCGACAGAACCUCUUAAGCGGCCAACCUUUUUUACGGACCCUUUUUCUUUCCCGAGGGUGGCCGCACCAUACUUGUAGAGAUCCGGCAAGUCAAGUGAUGUUUGCAGUAGAAAAUGGACUUGAAACGCUAUUUUUUGGGUCAAUGUUGAGUUCAGGAAGAUCUAUAUCCAUUAUAUUUUCGUGUUGCAGUUAUCAAGACCUUCAAGGGAGCACUUGUUACGAAGAUGUCGAUAUUUAAUACGCAAGCAAAGGUACGUUGUCUUCCAUUAGUGUUUUCAGCGCAAUGUUUAUUAUAUGGAACGCUAUCACAUUUGUAACAUAUAAUGGUCGUCUGUUGUAGAUUUCGUGAAAUGGCAUCUCGUGAUCCGUUUGAAGCUCUCCGUUACUUGCAGGUAAAACAUCAUUUGCUUUAUUCUUCAUCACUACUCGUAUUUUGUGAAUGUUUAGUAGAUCGCUUUACCCAUUCUCUUCUUCACGAGGAAUCAAAUAGCCAGAGAGGCCCCCUCCCCCCUUCCUCCCUGCCUCCCUCCCUCCCCGGGCAGCCGACAUUUCACGACGAUACCACUGUCUUGCCCGCGAAAUGACGUGUGACGAACGAGCGCAGUAAUUCCAUAAGAUGACGCGUCACUACCCGGAUCAAGAUCUGGGAUCUGGGUAGUCGUUCACGUUCCGAUUGGAUGAAGCAAAUUUUCAACCAAGUAAAAACACUUGUCAGAUCUGGUUAGUGGCACGCCAUCAUGCAGUAUGAAAUUUCUGCGCUCGUUUCUCAGACGUUAUUUCACGGGGAAAGCAGUGGUGGCGUCUCAGGCAAAGAAUUAAACAGUACCAUGCUGCAAUAGUUGAGUGAUGAUUGAGUGUUGCUCUUUCUUAAAAGGUUACAAUAAAAUGUUUUUUUCUGUAGAAUGAACUUUCAGAGACAGUUGCUCACGAUGACAUAGAGGAAAGCCAAGAGGUAUUAAGCUCCCUCUUUCUAUUUUGGGUAAAAUUUUAUUUUUUUUAAAUUGUCAAUUCAUUGACUUGGCUCCCAGUUUGGAAAUGUUCCUCUCUGAGGUCACGCGGUAAAGAUGAUACCCAGGGAACACCUAUCUUGCUCAAAGUUCAACAUUAUUUGUGAGAGCGGGAGCGUUUAAUUACCCAGUUUAACAAACAUCUCUUUGUGUGUCUUAACACUUCUAACCUCCACUGUAGCUAGAGAAGUGAAGUUGGCUUCAUUUACCGAUAGUUCCCAGGAUACCGGAAAAUAAAUAAGUAAAUAAAUUAUUUACUUAAAUUUUUCUGCUUAUUAUACAAACCGUAAAACCAAAAUAGUCAACAAGGUGCCGAAACCACUGAUUAUUGGCCCAAAGAAAUUUAUCUGCCUUGUACUUAGUGUCGUUACGAUGACGUUCUGCUGUAGAUUGCGAUUUUCAUGCGACGGUGUUUCUGUCAUUUUGAAGAGGUGUAUUAAUAAGGUCAUGCUUGUUACUUUCCAGUUCCGCCUUCUUGCAUCCAGCCUGUUUUCACAUCCAGCCUCUAUAGAUAUAACGGAUUCAGGUACAUGAUUCAUUGUAGUGUUCAGCUAGAACUGGUAAACGUUACAUGAUCCAUUAUCGGAAGUAGCGAAAUAAGUUUUGUCCAAACUGUUUAAUUUUCAAGUAUAAUCGAAUACAUCUUCUCCACGUUACCGUCUUGCGUAAACAGGGUGUGACUCUGAGGGUUAGAGAGGAUCCUGAAAGGAGCUGAGGUUCACCUCAGCAAAUUUUCAAAUGCUGUUUUGUUUAUAGCACUGAAAAAGCAUUGUUCAAGAUAUGAAACUUACUGUUAUGGGUGUUGUCAGAAAAGCAUAUGUAAGGUAUAUUCAACGGACUAUAAAGUUUGCGGUUAUACGAGUCAGGAAACUAGACCAGCAGAUAUUUCAGUGUUUUCAUUUGUACGUCCAGUGAACUUUUCACGAAGUAAAUUUUAUGGUAAUCGACUAUGCGGAUGCAUUAUCGAUUAUCGAAUUGUUCAAAGUUUUCCUUCAUUUUUGACUAAAAUCGAUGAUGGAUUCACUACAAGGUACAUGCCCUAUAGAAAAAUUCUCUCGCUUUCGUAGUGAGAUUGGCCUAACAUGUGACCAUCCCCUAAUUUAUAGUAAAUUAACUUCAGGAAAUGCAAGAUAAUGGAAUGUGGUGUUUGUGAUUGCUCGAAUUUGUUCCCCUUCUUUCUCCCAUUUUCUUUCAGAGCCUCUUUCGCCUCCCAGUGAUGGUUUUACAGGACGAACUCAGGUAAGGACUAAACAUUUACCCUGUUUUUGAUUCUCUCUUGGUCACUAGUGAGAAAAAAGGCGAAGAGCAGAUGGGAAACCGUGACAGACCUACCCUGCAGCAGUGUUUUAGCAUACAUACGAAGUCGUUUACGCUGCUUACCUGUCUCAUACUAGUCUGCCCUAUCGCAUCUCUUCUAGCAGUGCAUGUAGGGAAGACUGCGAGCCUUUUCGCGGGCUACAGAUCAAUACAGAAAAUGCUCCAAAGGGUGUACAGCAGUACAAUCCGCGCUUGAAUCCACUGAGAAAAAUCGUAGUGUCAAAUAAAAUUAACCCUUGAACACCAAAAGAAGACGUCUCUCAUGGUUCUGCUGCUUUUUGUUAGAACUAUACUUUAAUUUGUCGUUGGUAGCUUCGGCAAAUAAUUUUACAAAAAUAAAAGAAUUACCCUUUCUCUCAUUGGAGUCCUUUGUGGAACAAACUUUGAAGUGAACGGGUUUUAUGGAAAUAUAUACACCCGUGCCGUCUUGGGCAUCCCAUUAUAGAAAUUCGUUUACUUCAAUAAGGCCGCAGUAUAGACGAUUUCCGUGUUCGUAAACGCUCACUUUUAAAACGAGGGGCUAAGUGUAAAACCUUCCUUGUGAAAAUGAGCUCUAUAUGCAUGAGAAUAUUACAUGAGAAUUUUCAUAUCAAUGGUUUCGCACUUAGCGUCGCUUUGAAGCUGAGGCUUAGGGCAAUUCGGAAAUGGCCUGGUCAAAAGGUCUAUCAUCAGUCUUAUUUCAGUUCAUACGUGGAGCCGUUCAUAUUUCAUCCCUGAACCUGAAGCUGAUUUCUUUAUUUGUUUGUUUGUAUUUUUUUUCCUUCCAAGCCUCGGAGCCAAGUGUGAAUUAAUCAUAUCGAGACUGGUUUCUAGCCGAAAAAAUCCGCGAAUCUGAAAAACGUACAUCCUAAUGGAUUGUUUUGAUCAAUCAUAUUCCUGGCACUGCAACUUUUAAAAAGGCAAAAAAAAGUAACAACAAAAAAGCAGUGUUUAUAGGUUUCUAUCGACACAACUUAAAAUUAACUGCAAAAAUUCAUUACCGACCCUAAAAAGUUCUCUUCUUUUCCCUGUUGCAGCUGUUCGAUACACUGGUGUCUUUCUUCCCAGAGCACAUGACACAGCCAAAAGGCAAUCUUGUUGAUCUUAUCACCUUCUAACAGCCUGAACUGGGAAAAAGAAAGGAAACUCAAGAGCUGUGAUAAGAGAACAGGAGUUUAAAUGAAGCAAUCCGUGGUAGAGUUGACGACAUUUAGAAGGAGACAAAUCGCAAUAGCACCUCCAUCUUCAGAAAUAAGGUCGAUUGACGUGUGAGUGGGUGGCCAGGACUCGAUUUGCGACUUAAUUUUCACCCUCGGUAUAAACAAUCCCGUUUUACUAUAUGUCUGCAAAACUGGACACUUCCUUAUUACAACGGUUUGCAUUGAGCGUCAUAGCGACAAAUUUAAAGUUGUCUACGCCCAUCACACCAGACACGGAUAUUCAAAUGAACCAAUCGGCUCUCGCAGCGAAUACCGGAUGCUGAAAUAAAGGGAGAGAAAACAAGCGACAGCGAGCGUCGCCAUUGGCUAAGAAAGAGGCAGGGUUAUUUUUUGCCAAUCACAAGGCAAAGCAGUGGCAUUUCCUUUGUGCAGUCAGUUGAAGUCUGGUUCUAAAUGACUCUGACUCAACGCAACUUUGGAUACCUACAUUUAAUAAUCAGAACCAAAAACCAAACCAAAAAUAUCUUAGCCUGAUUUACUGAGUUAUUUUUGCCGACAGUCCGUACCAAGUGAACAAGAAAGGUCUUGGUUUCAAGGCUGAUCGCCUUUGAGUGCUUGGAAUGCGAUUGACGUUUAGUAAAAUGUUGCUUUGGCAAAAUUUAUAUUACCUUGAUAACGGUCAAUACAAACUUUUGAAAUCAGUAAAAAUGGUAUUUUGCGCGUCAAAGACCGCACUAAAAACCGGACGUGGACGUGCAGUACCCUUUUUUUGUGUGCAGAACAUAAACAAACGACGAAUUUAUCUUUCUCUUUUUGACAUUUUUCUUGUCAAUUCAACUCCAAGAGAGUUGUGAGCAAGUUGCGAUAAGAACAUAAACAAACGACGAAUUUAUCGCCCUUUGGCAUCUUUUUGACACCCCUUUUUUGUUGUCAAAAUUCAAAACUCCAGCCAAGAGUUCGCCUAGGAGAUAUUUAACAGGGAAGAAGAUUCAGUACCAAAGUCUCUAUCAAUUUUGGGGGUGGGAAGUUGUCUGGGUGAUUCAUCUAGAAAAAGAACUCGUUCAAAGAGCUUCGUAACAUCCCAAACCAUUAGAUUUCUCUGGUAAUAGUAAGUAGCAGCUUUAUUAAUGGGUCAAUGUAUUAAGUUUUCACAACUAAUUGGGGACACAAACAAUUGAUUUCAGUUAAUUUAAAGAGAGCCGUGUUUCAUGAAGAGCAUUUUCUUUCAUUGUUUCUGAAAAUGUAUAACUUGAGAUGUGGUGUGAAAUCGUGAUUGCUGAAAAUUCGAAUAAAAUUCAAGAUCAUUUUAAAAUAAGUCCACGAAUUCGAAUGAUCCGAACUCUCCGAUGACUUGCGGUGACUCAACAUUCCAAAGUCCACCUUAUAAGGUUACGGCCAUCCGAAUGGAUCGGAUGUCUUGCUUGUACCGUCAUAAUCGGCUGGGUUUCCGAUUUGCAAAUGCACAACCGAACUUGUGGAAUGAAAAAUAUUUUAACAGUACAGUGAUGUUAAGAUAAUAUGGUUGUACCUAAACAACUUCCUAUGUAAGAUAGUAACUGACUCUGUGUGACAUUAAAGACCGUCAAAAGGC